Messenger RNA from Columba livia (rock pigeon), 3863 nucleotides. RefSeq names its product coagulation factor XIII B chain. The record is from RefSeq and is a predicted model, not a curated record. Bases 222 to 3638 code for a protein of 1138 amino acids. Lineage: Eukaryota; Metazoa; Chordata; Aves; Columbiformes; Columbidae. The transcript is spliced from 21 exons. Gene Ontology annotation, biological process: complement activation. Gene Ontology annotation, molecular function: complement component C3b binding.
UUCUGUCCUCUUUACUGCUUUAAAGUAUGCCAAAUGGAGGUCUCAUGUUAGGUUAUUCGGAGAACUAAAAUAAAUGAAAGUAGUGGUUUCAGUGAAAUAACUUGUUACAAAAUACCAUGGACACUAAGGCACUUGUGAAUACCUUUGAAGUCUAGUUAAUUAUUUACAAAAGUAAUACCUACGAAGUUUUCACAGGUGGUGGAAAGUUAACGGAGACAGUAAUGAAGAUGAGAUUUAAAAGCUGUUUCUUCUUCCUAGUUACGAUGUAUUCAGGCAAACUCUUUGCAGAAGAUAAACCUUGUGAUUUGCCACACAUAGAAAAUGGAAAGAUUGCUCAGUACUAUUAUAGUUUCAAAAGUUAUUAUUUCCCCAUGCAUAAGGAAAAAAAACUUUCCUAUUCUUGUAUGAUUGGUUAUACAACUGAGAGUGGGACUCAAGAUGGAAGAAUAACUUGCACAGCCAAAGGAUGGUCUCCUGUGCCCCGGUGCUACAAAAAAUGUAGCAAGCCACUUUUGGAAAAUGGCUUUUUUUAUGGUACAGAAACAUACUUCAAAAUAGAGGAGAAACUGCAAUACAAAUGUAAUCCAGGCUACCACACUCCUAGUGGUGGCACUGAAGAUACAGUACAAUGUCAGCCAGAAGGAUGGUCCUCCCAGCCAAGCUGUGCUAAAAAAAUUGAGUCAUGUCAAGUACCAAAUUUACAUCACGGCAGCUACUUCACAGACCGACAAGAGCUUCGAUUGAAUGAAACACUGCUGUACAGAUGUGAUGAGGGAUACCACACUGCAGGAGGAAACACUACAGAAGAAGCAGUGUGUCUAACACAUGGGUGGUCCCUUCCUCCAAACUGCACUAAAAUAACUUGCUCCUCAUUGAGUGCAAUAGCACAUGGAGGUUUCUAUCCUGUGAAGAAAAUCUAUGAAGAGGGAGAUGUUGUUCAUUUUUUCUGCGAGGAAAAUUAUUCUGUCACUGUAUUUGACUUAAUUCAAUGUUAUUAUUUUGGAUGGUACCCAGACCCUCCAGUGUGUGAAGGUGUAAAAAACAAAUGUCCUCCACCGCCGCUUCCUCCUCAUGCCCAUAUCAUCACAGUUAAAAGAACGUAUCAUAACGGAGACAAAGCUCGUAUACAGUGUCAAAGUACUGUUGAAACUGAAAUCCAGUGUGUAGAAGGAAAAUGGUCAUCACCCCCCAUUUGUAUCGGAGCUAUGGAUAAGCGGGAACCUGAGGCACCACCACCACUCGAAGCACAAGCAGCAGUAAGGACAAGCAAAACGUAUCAUGAUGAAGAUACGAAAAUGCAGCAAAACUGUACCUCUCCACCUGUGAUUAAAAACGGUGUUCUUCUUGGUCCGUUAUUGACAAGUUACAAGAAUGGCUCCUCAGUAGAAUACAGUUGUCAGCGUUACCAUUUUUUGGAAGGACCUAGUACUGUUUACUGUGAACAAGGAAACUGGACUGAACAACCAAUGUGCUUAGAACCAUGCACUCUUAAUGUAACUGAUCUGGACAGCAACAACAUAGAGUUGAAAUGGAGACAGGAAGAAUUAAUUUUCCUACAUGGUGAUCUUGUAGAGUUUGAAUGUAAACAGGGGUACAAUUUUCUCCAGACUACUGUUCUGUCUCCUGGGAGGACACAGUGCAACCAUGGCAGACUGAAAUAUCCAAAAUGCAUUUUGCAAGCUCCUACAGAAAAAUGUGACUCUCCACCUUCUAUUGCAAAUGGAGCUCUUACUCUCCCACCCCUGGCCCAGUAUGACAGUGGUUCUUCAGUUCAGUAUAGUUGCUCUGACUAUCAUUUUUUGCAAGGAUCUGAGACAAUCUACUGCUCUGAAGGGCAGUGGACUUCACCACCAGUUUGUAUAGAGCCAUGUACUUUGUCAAAAGAUGAAAUGGAGAAAAAUAAUGUGCUGCUGCAAGGGUUCUAUGGGAAUCAAGUUUACUUUUACCAUGGGGAUUAUGUUGGAUUUUACUGUAAACAGAACCAUUUUGGAGCAGAAUCUGGUACAACUUUAUUUCAAGUGCAGUGUAAGAGAGGACAGCUGACAUAUCCAAGAUGCAUUGAAAGAGGAAAAUAUUUGGAAAUGGCACUGCUGAGCUGCACCGUGGUGUUUCUGCUGUGGCUGGGCUGUACUGCACAUGAAGGAACUGCCUGUGAAGACCCACCUGUCAUUGAUUUUGGAGAAAUUAUUAGUGGGAAUAAAUCGAGAUAUAUGGAAAGAGACAGAGUGCAGUACAUGUGCAACGCUGGAUUUACUUUAUCAGGAUCAGAAUGGGUAACAUGCCAUGAAAAAAUGUGGGUACCUGGGCCACCACAAUGUUUGGCACCAUGUAUCAUUACAAAACAGCAACUGCAAGUGAAAAACCUACUUCUCUCCGAUGGACAAAGACACUCAUUUUUGAUUCAAAGUGGUCGGUGGCAGAAAUUUAUGUGCGUGACAGGAUUUAAACUCACAGCCUUUCCUAUCAGGCAGUGUUUUAAUGGGCAUAUCAAACUUCCUUCAUGUGUCAUUGAACGGCCAUGUGGAAGUAUUCCAAAAGUUGCCAAUGCUCAAAUUGAAGGGAGAAACAAGGCAAGUUAUGAGCCUGGUGAAACAGUUAGCUACCAGUGUGACGAAGGGUUCCUUAUUGUUGGUACACCAGAAAUUAUUUGCAGAGAAGGAAAUUGGACAGCACCACCGUUCUGUGAAGAUGUUACCUGUGGAACUGCACCUGAAAUUCCCAAUGCUCAUAUUACAAGCACUCAACAGGAGAGGUAUCUGCCUGGUGCCAGAGUGCAGUAUGAAUGUGAAAGCAAUUUUCAGAUGAUGGAUAUAAAUUAUGUCACUUGUACAAAUGGACAAUGGUCACGAGCACCAACGUGCAGAGAUGUGACGUGUGAACCUCCUCCAGAAAUUGCUGGUGGUAAAAUUGAAGGUGUUAAAAAGUCAAGGUAUUUGCCCGGAGAGAGUGCUCGCUACCAGUGCUGGCGAGGCUUUCAGAUGACGGGAUCUGCCAGUGUAACGUGUCGGACCGGGAACUGGACAGAGCUGCCAAAGUGCAAAGGUGAAGGGGGGAAGUGUGGCCCACCUCCAGUUAUUAAAAAUGGAGACCUUCUUUCCUCCCCCAUGCAAGAAUAUUCCCCAGGUACAACUCUGGAAUACAAAUGCCCCAGUCUCUAUCUCCUGGAAGGAUCUCAGUAUAUCACGUGCACUGAUGGGCAGUGGACAAGCCCCCCGGUUUGCCUAGUGGCCUGUACAUCAUCUGAAGAAGACAUGAGCAGCAACAAUAUUGAGCUGAAAUGGGUCAGAGGAAGAAAGCUGUAUUCCGCAUCGGGGGACUUUGUUGAAUUUAAGUGUAGAAGAGGAUAUGUGAAGGACCCAGCAUCUUCUCCCUUCAGAGUGCAGUGUGUGGAGGGGACGUUGGAAUAUCCACGGUGCAAGCCAGGAAGGAACUGUAUAUUGGAUAAGAGUACCAUGGAAGGGAACCAUAUUCAGCUACAGUCAUCAAAGUUGUCGAGCAUGUCCACCUAUCGCUCUGGGGAUUAUAUUGACUUUGAAUGCAAAUGGUGGCACCAGAAAGUUUCACGUGCUGAGUCAUUUCGAGCAGAGUGCCUGGAUGGAGUGAUUCAGUAUCCUACAUGUGAAUACGUGUUUGGAUAAAUGGAAAUGACAUGAAGGAUCCCAGCUGUGGAAAUGGAUGUUCCCUCACACGACGUAGUGAUCUGAGUUCAGUUUUUGCUGACAUUUCCUGUUCUUUGUUUGCAGCUUAGCCAGUGCUCUGUCUUGGAAUUAGUUAUUUUUUUCUUUUCAUGAUUCAGUGAUUGUGUUUACAUUUUAUCCAUCCAUAUGGUUGUGCUUACAUUUUAUCCUUUCUCUAUUGAUCUC